CCAUCUAUUAUAGCUAUCUCAUAUUGCAACCUCGUUACUUGUCUUGAUACAUAAAUAUGACGCGUUUCCGCCCCUGCAUAGACCUACAUGCCGGCCAAGUGAAGCAGAUCAUCGGGGGAACUCUAGACAGUGCGACGUCAGAGCUCAAGACAAAUUAUGUCUCCUUACAACCCGCCGGCCACUUCGCCCGGCUAUACAAGGACAACGACCUCGUAGGCGCGCAUGUCAUUAUGUUGGGACCGAAAAAUGACGAUGCGGCUGCGGACGCUGUAUCUGCGUGGCCAGGAGGACUUCAACUCGGGGGCGGCAUCAAUGACUCGAAUGCAAAGCUGUGGAUUGACAAAGGGGCUGAGAAGGUCAUAAUCACAUCCUACCUCUUCCCCUCAGGCAAGUUCAGCCAAGAACGCCUGGACACCGUCCUUGAAGCCCUAGACGGCGACAAGAACAAGCUUGUCAUCGACCUCAGCUGCCGCCGGCAGGGCGAAGACAAGUGGUUCGUCGCCAUGAAUAAGUGGCAAACCUUGACGGAUAUGGAGGUGAAUCAAGACUCCAUCAAACGGCUCGAGCCGUACUGCUCCGAGUUCUUGAUCCACGCAGCCGACAAUGAAGGGUUACAAAAGGGCAUUGACGAGAAACUGGUCACAAAGCUGGCCGAAUGGUGCAGUAUACCCGUGACUUACGCGGGCGGUGGCCGCCACCUCGUAGAUCUAGAGUUGGUCAAGACUCUAAGCCACGGUAAGGUUGAUUUAACGAUUGGCAGUGCAUUGGACUGCUUUGGAGGCAGCGGAGUGAAGUUUGACGAUUGUGUCGAGUGGAAUAAGAAACAACCAGCGGUGGAUUCGUAGCAUCACAAGAGACGACAAGAGUGCUUCCGUUACCCGAGUGUUGAAGUUGGGGUUAAAUGGUGCUCACCACGAUAAGGGACAAAAAGAAUGCGACACCCGUAGAGCCCCUGGAUAUUUUCAAUGCUCGCCCAA
Pseudomassariella vexata is the source of this 977-nucleotide messenger RNA. RefSeq lists its product as uncharacterized. The transcript has 3 exons. Bases 57 to 845 code for a protein of 262 amino acids. Gene Ontology annotation, molecular function: 1-(5-phosphoribosyl)-5-[(5-phosphoribosylamino)methylideneamino]imidazole-4-carboxamide isomerase activity. Gene Ontology annotation, cellular component: cytoplasm. The record is from RefSeq and is a predicted model, not a curated record. Gene Ontology annotation, biological process: L-histidine biosynthetic process; L-tryptophan biosynthetic process. Lineage: Eukaryota; Fungi; Ascomycota; Sordariomycetes; Amphisphaeriales; Pseudomassariaceae.